AUGUCUGUGUGCAGUGACGACGGUCCCACUGAUCCAGACCCCGAACGGAGACAACUGUCCACCGAGGGCGAGCGAGCACCAGCUUCCUGUACUGCAAGGGCCAUCAUCACUGCAGAGGUCCUAAAAAGACAAGGAGAUUUGAAAGACGGAGACGGAGAUUUGUUGUUUACUGGUGGCAGUGGUGACCUCACUUGA
Messenger RNA from Xyrichtys novacula (pearly razorfish), 195 nucleotides. NCBI's taxonomy places the organism in Eukaryota, Metazoa, Chordata, Actinopteri, Labriformes, Labridae. The record is from the annotation of a GenBank genome assembly.